Messenger RNA from Silurus meridionalis, 2855 nucleotides. It is a transcript of the gene hmgcra, whose product is annotated as 3-hydroxy-3-methylglutaryl-CoA reductase a. Lineage: Eukaryota; Metazoa; Chordata; Actinopteri; Siluriformes; Siluridae. Gene Ontology annotation, molecular function: hydroxymethylglutaryl-CoA reductase (NADPH) activity; protein binding; NADP binding. Gene Ontology annotation, biological process: sterol biosynthetic process; isoprenoid biosynthetic process; coenzyme A metabolic process. The transcript is spliced from 20 exons. Bases 157 to 2808 code for a protein of 883 amino acids. The record is from RefSeq and is a predicted model, not a curated record. Gene Ontology annotation, cellular component: peroxisomal membrane; endoplasmic reticulum membrane.
CACUUAUACCACCGGCUGCAGAUUAACACUGUCCGCUUUCUCCUCACAGCGCGAGCGGACUGGAGCCCCUGCCAUCCUCUUAUUUACUCCGGGUUCCUGCAUUAGCCCACAGACGAGGAGUUCAUUAACCAGCUGCAAUACGUCAGAGAGACCAAAAUGCUGAGCAGACUUUUCCGACUCCAUGGCAUGUUUGUGGCCUCCCAUCCCUGGGAGGUGAUUGUGGCCACGGUCACGCUCACCAUCUGUAUGAUGUCCAUGAAUAUGUUCACUGGCAAUAACCGCAUUUGUGGUUGGAACUUUGACUGCCCCAAAUACGAAGAGCAAGUCCUCAGUAGUGACAUCAUCAUUCUGACAAUCACACGAUGCAUUGCGAUCAUCUAUAUUUACUUCCAAUUUCAAAAUCUUCGGCAGCUUGGGUCGAAGUAUAUUCUGGGUAUUGCUGGACUUUUCACUAUCUUUUCCAGUUUUGUGUUCAGCACUGUUGUGAUUCAUUUCUUGGAUAAGGAGCUGACAGGUUUAAAUGAGGCAUUGCCAUUCUUUUUGCUUUUGAUUGACCUCUCCAAAGCAUGUGCUCUGGCAAAAUUUGCACUGAGUUCAAACUCACAGGAUGAGGUCAGAGAAAACAUAGCUAGAGGAAUGGCAGUACUGGGUCCAACGUUCACUCUGGAUGCCCUGGUGGAGUGUCUAGUAAUUGGUGUAGGGACCAUGUCAGGUGUUCGUCAGCUUGAGAUCAUGUGCGGCUUUGGAUGCAUGUCUGUCCUCGCGAACUACUUUGCCUUCAUGACUUUCUUCCCAGCCUGUGUCUCGUUAGUGCUUGAGCUAUCCAGGGAAAGCAGAGAAGGACAUCCAAUCUGGCAGCUAAACCACUUUGCUCGUGUCCUGGAGGAAGAGGAGGACAACAAGCCAAAUCCGGUCACACAGAGAGUCAAGAUGAUCAUGUCUCUAGGCCUGGUGAUGGUUCACGCUCACAGUCGAUGGAUUGCAGAUCCUGCAUCUCCAAAUAGAACUCUGGAUGUUCCACAAGUGGGGAUGAGUUUAAAUUCACCCAAGAGGAUUGAGCCAGACGUGCCCCUGUGGCAGUUCUAUCUGUCCAGGAUGAUAAGCAUGGACAUUGAGCAGGUCAUCACUUUAGGCCUCGCCCUCUUCCUGGCCGUGAAGUACAUCUUUUUUGAGCAGGUGGAAAUGGAGUCUACGCUGUCUCUUAAAGUCUCUACUCCAACCGCCGAGCUCACACAGAAACAGUGUCCUGACCAGUGCUGCAGAAAGGAUGUGACCUCUUGCACUAACAGGAUCGAGAAGCCCACUGCUCCUCCUGCUGUCAUCACUAAAGAGGAAAUAGAUUUAGUGAUAAAGCCCUUGCCUAUCACUAAUGAGCCAACACCAAAAAGCAUGUUUGUGGUGGGAGAGGUGGAAACCUUGGACAACAGUGUUGUGGUGGAGCCUCAGCCCAGUAUCCCCUCAGAGCCCAGGCCAGUGGAAAAGUGCUUGAGCAUUCUGAAAGACCCACAGAUGGGGGCACAAAAUCUGAGUGAUGCUGAGGUUAUAAUGUUAGUAACUGCGAAGCACAUUCCUGCAUAUAAGUUAGAGGCACUGAUGGAGAGCCCAGAGAGAGGGGUGAUGAUCCGGAGAAAGAUGCUCUGCCCCAAACUCCCCAAGACCUCUGCGCUCACCUGUCUUCCAUACAAAGAUUACAACUACUCUCAGGUGAUGGGAACUUGCUGUGAGAACAUCAUUGGUUACAUGCCUGUUCCAGUGGGCGUUGCAGGCCCUCUGCUUUUGGAUGGAAAGCAGUUCCAGGUCCCAUUGGCUACAACUGAGGGCUGCCUGGUGGCAAGCACAAAUCGAGGCUGCAGAGCAAUAGCUCUUGCCGGUGGAGUCAACAGCAGGCUUUUGGCUGAUAGUAUGACCCGCGGCCCUGUAGUUCGAAUGCCUUCUGCCUGCAAGGCUGCUGAGGUGAAGGCCUGGCUAGAGAGCCCAGAGGGCUACAAGUGCAUCAAAGAGUCAUUUGACCACACUAGCAGGUUUGCACGUUUAGAGAAGCUCCUGAUUGCCGUUGCUUCACGUAAUCUCUAUAUACGCUUCCAGUCCCAAACUGGAGAUGCGAUGGGCAUGAACAUGAUCUCAAAGGGAACAGAGAAUGCUCUGGGUAGGCUUAAGGAGGAAUUUUCUGAGCUGCAGGUCCUGGCAGUUAGUGGAAAUUACUGCACUGAUAAAAAACCAGCUGCUAUUAAUUGGAUUGAGGGCAGGGGCAAGUCUGUGGUGUGUGAAGCUGUUAUACCUGCUCAAGUUGUCAGAGAGGUUUUGAAGACCAGUACACAUGCUCUGGUGGAUCUUAAUAUCAAUAAAAAUCUUGUGGGUUCAGCCAUGGCAGGAAGUAUUGGGGGCUACAAUGCUCACGCAGCCAACAUUGUUGCAGCCAUUUACAUCGCAUGUGGACAGGACCCAGCUCAGACAGUGGGCAGCUCUAACUGUAUCACACUAAUGGAAGCAGCAGGACCUAUAGAAGAGGAUCUCUACAUCAGCUGCACCAUGCCUUCCAUUGAACUAGGCACUGUAGGAGGAGGAACCAAUCUGGCACCUCAACAAGCCUGUCUGCAGAUGUUAGGCGUGCAGGGUGCCAGUGAGACGUGUCCAGGUGAAAAUGCCCGGCAGCUUGCCAGGGUGGUAUGUGCCACCGUGAUGGCAGGGGAAUUAUCGCUCAUGGCUGCUCUUGCUGCCGGACAGCUAGUUAAAAGUCACAUGACACAUAAUAGGUCAAAAGUAAAUUUACAAGGCACACCAGGAAGCUGCACAAAACAAGCAUCUUGAGACCUGAUACAAGUUACACAAAAGGGGGACAAAAAGACUCAGAAGGA